GGAGGAGGAAGGGCGAUGGCGGCGGCGGCGGCGAUGAGGCGGGUGCGGCGGCGGGCGCCCCGCGGGUCUCUGAGGAGCCGCCUGAAGCGGGACAAGGCCCAGCUCCGCCUCAGGGACACCGCCGACCUGCUGGUGCAUCUGAACUGUUUACUCUUUCUUCAUCGUUUAGCAGAAGAAGCCAGGGUAAAGGCUUUUGGAAACAAGAGUAAAAUCAUUAAGACUGAUCACGUCCUAGCCGCGGCAAAGGUGGUUUUAAAGAAGAGCAGAGGUUAGAAACUGAGGAUACAGUCUUUGAGCUGCUUACUUUCCUGAGGAUAUACUCCACAGAUUUUUAAUUGUAAAACGCGAUGAAACCCUAUGGCUUAAUAACUAUUAAUGUAGAAGUUAACGUGGGUUUGGAAAAUAUGAAUUGUCACUGCUGCCAUGUUUAUGCCUCGGGUGAAUAAAUACUUAGGAUUUCAACCUAGCGUCUUUCUACAAGUAAUCUAUUCUUCCUGAAGUCAGCGUGUACCUUUCAACUUAAUAAAACUGGCAUUGAAUGCACUCUU
Ornithorhynchus anatinus (platypus) is the source of this 548-nucleotide messenger RNA. It is a transcript of the gene CENPW, whose product is annotated as centromere protein W. Gene Ontology annotation, cellular component: kinetochore; nucleoplasm. Gene Ontology annotation, molecular function: protein heterodimerization activity; DNA binding. The transcript is spliced from 3 exons. NCBI's taxonomy places the organism in Eukaryota, Metazoa, Chordata, Mammalia, Monotremata, Ornithorhynchidae. The coding region runs from base 16 to 273 and encodes 85 amino acids. Gene Ontology annotation, biological process: chromosome segregation; mitotic cell cycle; kinetochore assembly. The record is from RefSeq and is a predicted model, not a curated record.